This is a messenger RNA of Ectocarpus siliculosus, 1859 nucleotides long. Lineage: Eukaryota; Phaeophyceae; Ectocarpales; Ectocarpaceae. The record is from the annotation of a GenBank genome assembly.
AUGCGAUUGUCGAACGGAUCGCAGACAUUUCGAAGAGAUUCCGAGGGGUUACUUGGGCGAGGAGAGGGACCCAACGAGACCGAGCCGUUCUUGUUCCAGCAAGGUGAAAAUGACCACGAUCAUCCCGCGGAGGAGCUAUCGGUGCACCGUAUACAAGUACUGGCGAGAAGAUGCGCGUUCCCGUUUGCAAGAAGGAUACCACGGGUCACGAAAAGACGAACGGGGCAGGUCCUCCUGAUACUCUGGCUCUGCUGGAUUGUUGCUGCCUGCAUAGAAUGGCGAGCUCAGCACAAUUUACGCCGCAGUCGAAAACAGCUGGUUGCUUUCUUGCAAGAAACAACGUUUUACGUGGUGGAGGAAGGGAGACUUUCUGAGAGUUGGCAGUCGCCACUGCAGCGAAGAUUAACGCUGCAUGUGGAUGGUGAGCCUGUCGUUGGGGGGGAAGCAAGACAUGGCGAAGAAGAUUCGGACCGACAAAGACACAGCAGUAACAGCAGUCCAGUCGGUGUUGACCGUGACCUGGGACGAAUACGCGGAGGGUUUUCUUCGGCAGGGUAUGGGGACAGCGAGGAAAUGCCGUCGGGUGGUUUCUCAGGGGGAUCGCAGGCUUCAAGGCAACACCGAGAACGUGCGGAUGAGUGGUUGCGACAACGUCGCUUGAGACCUCAGGGCUCUGCCGAAGGUCAUGAGUCCUGCCCGCUAAUCUACACGGUGGAUGCCAAGACCGCGAAAAAGCACGGCCUCCUCUUGUUCCAGGAGGAGCUCGAGCUGCUGGGGACUGUCACGGCGCGUCUGUGCCGUUGCCUCUGCCAUUCCCCCGUGGUGCACACCCAAGACCACCCACAGGGCCAGAGAAGAACUGCGUUCGCAGCAGCAAGCGAUAGCGGGCACAAGAGCGCCGAGGCUGAGCGACCGCACCGUAGACUUGGGGUGUGCGAAGGGGAAGCUCAUGCACUGAUGUUGGAAGAGAUGCUGAAGGGGGCCAACGUGGUCAUCUCCGGAGACUCAGGUUGGUUCUACAGAUGGUUCGAAAGUAUGCAGGACGCCUAUGCAAGAACAUGCAGCCAUUUCUCCACCCGCUCCACUCUGGGGAUUCCCGAAGGAACCGUUCUGCGAACCGUGUUAACAGGGACUGAUAUGUACGAGGACAGCUGGUUUCAGCUGGAGGGUGCUGCAUGGCGCCCUUUCCGACAUCCCAUCGACGCUGUCAGGCAUGGCUUCAACUUCAUGCAGUACAAAUUGCGUCAAUCCCAAGUGGGCCCACUGGGCAAAUCAACCCACACCGAUCUUCAGCCCAUGAUGGUGACGUUUGAUGGGUGCGUCAGAAGAAACGACGCGCAGAGUGACGGAGAUGAUUCUCGUCACGGUGGUCGGUUGCUGAUUGUCCCCGAGGAUGUAUAGCAGGGACAUUCGAUCCUGUCUCCCGCGUGCGGUGUUGUUGUACAUAGUUAAUAGUAGGUCGUCUGUGGAUGGACGUGCAAGAAGGAUACUCGUGGGCGUACACGCGGGAACGAAUGUGUCUCAUCGGCCAGGUUCGAGAAUGUGGCCUUCACGCUCAACACUCCCGCGCAGGAUUUCUCCUGAAUGCGUUGUGUUGUUGGCAAGGAGCCUGAUCAGUGGUUCAUUGGCGUUUCCACAGUUCCACCGUGCCAACGUAUGCGCGUAAUAAGCACAAGGAGGCCAUGCCCAGACAUGGCCUCAUGCUUGUGUAGACUCGCUGUACAUGCUACAGGUACCGAUCUACCGUGAAGAAUUGUAGAUUCGUGUAGGAUGCGUACCAGUUUCCUGUUUCGUCUUGCAGCGGCGAGCACCGUGUUCAUCGAUGCCGUGACCAGAACCACGAGGAUAUUUUGAGAGUU